Anopheles darlingi is the source of this 1386-nucleotide messenger RNA. RefSeq lists its product as uncharacterized. Bases 188 to 1051 code for a protein of 287 amino acids. The transcript has a single exon. The record is from RefSeq and is a predicted model, not a curated record. Lineage: Eukaryota; Metazoa; Arthropoda; Insecta; Diptera; Culicidae.
GUCGUUCUUUUGGUUGCAAAUCGACCUGAUAAAAGCAGGUAAAAUGAAAUUAAAAUCAGGUGGAAUGAACCCACCUUCGGUAUAGGAACCUUGGGCAACCGAAAGACGUUUCGCUGAGCCAGCGUCUUUUUUUUUGUUUAGUUUUUUCGUGGAGUGCAGAACAGAUUUUCUUCGCGUUCCGGUAAAAAUGGAUUACAACGAUACCGAAAAACAGAUCAGCCACUUCCUGAACGAGCAGGGAAAUUACGUGAUGAACGCUAACGAUUUCAGCCAGUCGCUCAAGAAUCAGGCUUUAUCCCAGUCCACCAGCCGGGGUCGUGGUCGUGGUCUACUCAGCUCUCCGACCCCGGGAGUUUCAACGGGCAGAACGCGUCUCGCAGCCGAAAUUCAACGCCUAGGGGCUCAUUCGCAUCCGAUAGGCUAUCUGGCCACCACAGAGGAAACGCUGCAGCAAUGUCCUGAAAGGGAAAUCACAGCCACAUUGCGCGCGCUACGGAUUAACUGUUCUGAAACGACGUUCGAGGAUCGGGGCAGCACCACCAGAACGGACUCGACGUGGCAAAAUACAGAGGACAUUCGCAUCGAUGGCAAGAUACCGGUCAUUCUGAACGGAGCUUUAUUUCAAACGCCACGGUCCCCGACACACCUGAAGAAGUCGAUAGAGGCGGUCGCGGAACCGUUCGAUCCUGAAACACCCAUCGGAUUGCAGUUCUCGACCAUCACGGAGUUCCACGCCAACAAUCCGUUCUAUGAAGAGGAAACCAAGCAACCAGCGGAGCCGUCGGUGAAAUCGAAAAAGAAGAAACAAGCGCGGAACCAACCGGAGAAACAACCGGAAAAGCAACCGGAGAAACAACAGAAAAGUAAAAAAACCAAAUGGAAGAAGGUUACUGUAAAGGAGCUAGCACCAAACACAGAGACCCGUGGAAGAUACGACGUGGCGUACGAUAUCAUCAGUACGGGCUCGGUCGCUCUUGCCCGGCAACCCCAACGUGAACUGUAUGAUGCAGAAGGCCGGAGAGUUUUCGCAAGAAGCAGUGGCAUAUUUUGAUAGAAUCUAGGCAAUAAGAAUGUCAGGUUGGAAUCUGAUUGUGAUUCUGGCUGCUAUUCGAGGAAUCUAUUUGUUCUUUAAUUUUAAGUUUUUUUACAAAAAGUAUCGCUAGGCAGGUGCAAUUAACCAGAGAAUCAAUUCGAAAAGCAUCGAAGGUGAUAGAUAGUAGAAUUCUGCUCAGCAAGGACGAUAACAUGAGUCCCUAUGAACGGAUAAUGUAGGCAGUAAAUCAAAAAUUUAGUUUUAAUGAAGUAAACCUCCGAUCAAACAGGGCUCGUGCGGCCAUCGAAUGUUACCAAAAAGGGGAUAAAGCGAAAAGACGUGCCUUAUACAAA